Messenger RNA from Rhincodon typus (whale shark), 741 nucleotides. RefSeq names its product cytokine-dependent hematopoietic cell linker. Lineage: Eukaryota; Metazoa; Chordata; Chondrichthyes; Orectolobiformes; Rhincodontidae. Gene Ontology annotation, biological process: cell surface receptor protein tyrosine kinase signaling pathway; intracellular signal transduction. The record is from RefSeq and is a predicted model, not a curated record. The transcript has 9 exons. Bases 76 to 741 code for a protein of 221 amino acids.
AAAGAAUUCAAAGAACUUCCUCCAGAACCAAGUCACGCACAUAGUUUCUCGGGACCUGACAAUAUCCUACACUCUAUGAACAAGCCAUCAAUAACACAGCCUGAAAACAACGUUGGAUUACCAAAGAGCAAACAAAGUGAGGCAAUCACACAAAAAAAUGGUACUGAUUUCCGAAGGUCACGUGACAUACUUCUACCAGUGAACAAGCAGCAAUCAUUGCCAUUUAGACCUAUUUCCAAAAGCCCACCACCAGAAAGCUCGUUACAUCAAAUAUCACAGAUACCAGAAAUGAUAUGUCACGAUCCACCCACAAGACUAAAACCUCAGUCUAGUCCUGAUCGACAAAACCCCAAACAUUUAUCCAGACCUGCUGCAAAGGAUUUAGAAGGACAGGAAUGGUAUAUUGGUGCCUGUGACCGUUAUAACAUAGAGGAGGCUUUAAGGUUAAACAAUAAGAAUGGCACUUUCCUGGUGAGAGAUAGUUCUAAAGGAUACCCCGAUAAGCCAUAUGUGUUGGUGGUAUAUUACAGAUUUAAAGUUUACAGCAUUCAGAUACGAUAUCUAGAGGACACUAAACAGUAUGCUUUGGGCAGUGGGCUCAGAGGACAUGAUAUAUUUGAUUCAGUGCCUGAAAUUAUAAACAUCCACAAAAAUAUUCCUUUGCGACUAAUUGAUCGAAGAGACCAAUCAGGAAGCAAAAUGGAACAAUGUACUCUAAAAUUUCCACUGAUACUGCAUUAA